GGUGGACUUUGGCUUUGCCAAGAAGAUGCACGGGGGUCAGAAGACCUGGACCUUCUGCGGGACCCCCGAGUACGUGGCCCCGGAGAUUAUCCUCAACAAGGGACACAAUCUCAGUGUGGAUUUUUGGUGCCUGGGCAUCCUGGUGUUUGAGCUUCUGACUGGCAGCCCCCCCUUCACAGGAAGCGACCAGAUGGCCACGUACACCAACAUCUUGAAGGGCGUCGACAAGAUGGACUUCUCCAAGAAGAUCGCCAAGCGGCCCGAGGACCU
Messenger RNA from Hippocampus comes (tiger tail seahorse), 270 nucleotides. Its product is annotated as cGMP-dependent protein kinase 2-like. The annotation marks the transcript as partial. Gene Ontology annotation, biological process: protein phosphorylation. The record is from RefSeq and is a predicted model, not a curated record. Gene Ontology annotation, molecular function: protein kinase activity; ATP binding. NCBI's taxonomy places the organism in Eukaryota, Metazoa, Chordata, Actinopteri, Syngnathiformes, Syngnathidae. The transcript has 2 exons.